This is a messenger RNA of Oldenlandia corymbosa var. corymbosa, 2976 nucleotides long. The record is from the annotation of a GenBank genome assembly. Lineage: Eukaryota; Viridiplantae; Streptophyta; Magnoliopsida; Gentianales; Rubiaceae.
CUUAACAAUAAUUAUUAGCAAGCUAAUAAUAGCACAGCUUCACAUUCACGGAACCCGGUUUAACUUUUUUCCUCCUCAGCUCUUUUCCCAAACUUCCCUCCACCCGCCUCAUUCUCCGGAUCCAACGGCCGCGCGCACACACACACACACACCAGCACGCACCGCCUCCGCCAACGCUCCGCCCAAUGGAGAUCUGACAUAAUCGCCGAUUCUCCAUUGCACGAACGCGAAUAUUUUUCUAUAUAUUUAUUAUAUAUUUUUUAAAAUAUAAUAUAUGUCUCGGCCACCAAACCAUGAAUUUCAGGAGUGGUGGAACAAGCAGCGAGCCAAUGGCGAUGACAAAGAUAACGAACUUUUGAACGGUCCGUCGUCGUCUCCCGAAACCCGUAGCUUCUUAACCGUCGAGAUCAACAGCCCUAACGCCGGCCGUCCACUCGAGAAGGAGCGUUACCGGAACGCCCGGCAGCUCUCCUGGAUUUGGCUUCUUAAGUUCCAACAGCUUGCUAGCUCCGUCGCGUUCCUCGCCAAUGGAUUCUUCACGCUGCUCCGCACGGCCAAUCGUCGCGUCGCGUCGGCGUCCUCCGCCGCGACGGCGCACCGCUCGGAAUCGAAGCUGUAUAGGAUAAUUAAGGCUUUUCUGGUUGUCGUUGUUACGAUGUUAGUGUUUGAGCUCGUUGCCUACUUUAGGGGAUGGCAUUUCAGUCCGCCGACAUUGGACGCCGAGGAGGUGUUGGAUUUGGUGGAGUAUCUGUAUGCUAAGUGGUUGGACAUUCGGGUCAAUUAUUUGGCUCCGCCGUUGCAAGCCUUGACGAAUGUGUGCAUUGUCUUGUUCUUGGUUCAGUCCGUGGAUCGAGUGGUUUUAGUGCUCGGUUGUGCCUGGAUUAAGUUCAGGGGAAUGAAACCGGUGGCUCAAAUUGAGUAUUCAUCAUCGGACCUCGAGAAUUCUGCGGUCGAUUAUCCCAUGGUGCUCGUGCAAAUACCAAUGUGCAACGAGAAGGAGGUAUACCAGCAGUCUAUUGGAGCUGUAUGUAUCCAAGAUUGGCCAAAGGAUAAAAUGCUCGUGCAAGUUUUAGAUGAUUCUGAUGAUAUGGAUGUUCAAAACCUUAUUAAGGCAGAAGUUCAAAAAUGGCAACAAAGAGGUGUCCACAUCAUAUACAGACAUCGACUAGUACGCACUGGUUAUAAAGCUGGGAACCUCAAAUCAGCAAUGAGCUGUGAAUAUGUCAAAGAUUAUGAGUUUGUCGCAAUCUUUGAUGCAGAUUUUCAACCAGCACCUGACUUUCUCAAGAAAACUAUUCCUUAUUUCAAAGGUAAUGAUGAUCUUGCACUGGUCCAAACAAGGUGGUCAUUCGUAAAUAAGGAUGAGAAUCUGCUUACGAAGUUGCAAAAUAUAAACUUAGCCUUUCACUUUGAGGUUGAGCAACAAGUAAAUGGUUGGUUUAUCAAUUUUUUCGGUUUUAAUGGAACUGCCGGUGUCUGGAGAAUCAAGGCACUCGAGGAUUGUGGUGGCUGGUUGGAUCGAACUACUGUUGAAGACAUGGAUGUUGCUGUGCGUGCUCACCUUUGUGGAUGGAGAUUCAUUUAUUUGAAUGAUGUUAGGUGCCUGUGUGAGCUCCCAGAGUCAUAUGAGGCGUACAAGAAGCAGCAACACCGUUGGCAUUCUGGCCCAAUGCAGUUAUUUCGCUUAUGCUUUGUUGACAUACUUCGUUCAAAGGUCAGUGUGGUGAAGAAAGCUAAUAUGAUAUUCCUCUUCUUCCUCCUCCGAAAGCUCGUACUUCCUUUUUAUUCAUUCACCCUUUUCUGCAUCAUUCUUCCUCUGACAAUGUUCCUUCCUGAAGCUCAGCUACCAGCUUGGGUGGUUUGUUAUAUUCCUGGGCUUAUGUCUAUCCUGAACAUCAUUCCAGCUCCACAGUCAUUCCCAUUCAUCGUACCAUACCUUCUAUUUGAAAACACUAUGUCCGUAACCAAAUUUAAUGCUAUGAUAUCUGGGCUGUUUCAGUUAGGAAGUUCUUAUGAGUGGAUAGUUACCAAGAAAUUGGGCAGAUCAUCUGAAGCUGAUUUGGUUUCAAUAAUUGAACAUGAAUCUGAGUCUUUGGUUGGAAGUGGUGGUCUCCCAAAGUCGUCCUCGGAUUCAGGACUUGCUGAGCUUAAUAGAUUGGAGAUGAACAAAAAAAGUGGGAAGGCCAAGAAAAAUAGACUGUACAGAAAAGAAUUAGGUCUUGCAUUUAUUUUGUUAACUGCCUCAGUUAGGAGCUUGUUAUCUGCUCAGGGAAUACACUUCUACUUCCUGUUAUUUCAAGGAGUAACUUUUCUGGCAGUUGGUCUUGAUUUGAUCGGCGAGCAGGUCAGUUGAAUACUUGGUACUUCGCUGCAGUAUGUUCCAUAGCCCUGUGUUGGGGUUCCGCGUGGAACGAGUAAUUGUGCCUAGUGGAAGCACUACCUCUCUUUUGAAGUGCAAUACAUAGGCUUAGCAAUUGUACUUUGAGUGCGAGGCCCUCUCUCCAACGAGUAGAGCUUAUCAGAGAUGAAAAGGUAUAUUUUACACGGAUUCUUUAUUUGUUCAGCACUAAGCUUAUUGUUUGCAGUGCUGUUUAGAGUUUGUUGAAAGCUCCAAAGGUGGCACAAACGGGGGGAUUUGCAACUUAUAGAUGGCUAGUAUGCUGUAUUAGUAUGAAACAUUGACCUGUGAUUAUGUGCAGGCUUCAUGUUAGAUUAGAUUUUGAGGUUAGUCAUUCUUUGUUUGUGUUAUUGAUAGAUAUUGUACAAUCACACAGUUUAUACACACUUUCUGGAAAAAGACCAUGCUCUGGUCUAUAGUAUUGAGUAGAAAGCUGAUGGUCAGCUGAUGAUGUUGUCAUUGAGAUUUUCUGCCUUGAAUGCAGUUAGGUAUGUGGAUAUUCAGAAUAUUCGCCUGUCCGGUGAAUAUUUGUGGUGAUACUGUGGUCGGAAAAGUGGUGCUCGUGAAACAUUCAUUUG